AUGAUCAAUAUCCUGUCAAUUUGGCCUUGGGUUAGACUAAUCAUAGUCAACGUUUUCAUUCUUGGCUGUAUUCGAUGCGAUAUUAAUUGGAAUGAAAAUAAUUCGGCCUUAGCAUGUGAUUUUCUUGGUAAUGAUUUGUCUAAUGUUCGUAUUGAAUCAGAACUUUGUCGUGGACAAUGUGCUCAAACUUCAGGAUGUACUCACUAUACAUGGACUAUAUAUAGUGAUGGCACUUGUUGGAUGAAAUCUGGUCCCGUUUCCAAAAGUGAUGCAAUCUAUACCAAUGAUACAAGUAUGGUCUGUGGUAUAAUGGAUAAUGCUCCAGAAAGUGGCAUCCAGUGGAACGCAAAUAAUUCGGCCUCAGCAUGUUAUUUUCGUGGGAAUGAUAUGUCUAAUGUUCUUAUUGCAUCAGACCUUUGUGCUGGACAAUGUGCUCAAACUUCAGGAUGUACUCACUUUGUAUGGUCUACAUAUAUGGGUGGUACUUGUUGGAUGAAAUCUGGUGUGGUUUCCAAAAGUGAUGCCAUCCAUACUGGUGAUACAAAUAUGGUCUGUGGUCUAGUAAUUGCCUCUUCAACAGGUGCAGUUGCUGAAACUACCACUCCAUCCGGAAAUUGCUGCAAGCCUGGGUGUGGUGUGGGUGUGGUGUGGGUGUGGAUGUGUGUGGUAUGGGUAUUGGUGUGAUGUGUGGGUGUAUUAUUUUUAUUAAAAUUUUUAGAGAAGUAGCUGUUUUCUCUAUUUAUCAGAGGAAACUUUUUCUUCUUCUUUUCGACCAAUGCCUCUCGAUAUUAAUAUGAAGAACAAAAAAGGAAAAUUUUUUUAUUUGUUUUUGUAAAUUUUAUUGUUGACUAGUUUUCGCGAACUUUAAGAAGAUGUCUCUUCAGGAUUUGCAAAACCAUACAGGUAACGUUCAUCAACAUCGAAUAUUAAUUUACUGAGUCCUAGACUGACGAAAUGAUGAGAAAGAUAUCCUUAUAUUUCGCAUAAAAAUGAAUUCUGUACAAUGAUCACUAUAAUAGCAAUUAUUCAUAAUUUUAACAUGUUCUAUAUUGCAUACUAUAGAUACAUUCAAACAGUUGACAUAAAAUAUUGAAAGAUGCUUAUAUAUAUGAUAAAGAUUAUGCUUUACUUGAUUAUAACAAAUAAAAACGAUGAUUUAUCCCAUAGAAAUGGCUAUUUCUACCAUUUACUUGGCCAAUUGUGACACAGACGUGCUCAUUUGAGCCAUAAGAAUGGCCAAUUGUGCCAUGGUAAUCGUUGAUUGUGCCGUGCAAAAGGUGAAUUGAGCCACUAAAACAGUCAUUUGUAUAAUGAACAUGCACAAUUGUGCCGCCGAAAUGGUAAUCUGCGUCAAAAAAAGGGUCAGUUGUGCCACAGAAGUGGUCAUUCAUGCCACAAAAUUGAUCAUUUGUGCCAAAAAUGGCCAUUUGCACCAUGAGAAUGUUCAUUCGUGUCACAGAAACGGCCAUUUAUGCCACCUAAAUGCUCAAUUGUGCCAAAAAACUGGUCAAUUAGGCCAUCGAAGUGGUAUUUUGUGCCAUGAAAAUGGCCAAUUGAGUCAUAAAAGCGGUCAUUUGUGCCAUAAAAACGAUCACCGAUGCCAUAAACAUGGUCAUUUAUGCCUUACAAGUGGUCAUCUAUACCAUAAAAAUGAUCAUUUCGGCCAUGCAAAGGGUCAUUUGUGCUAAGUCUUACUUACACAUAGACAGAGGUGAAAUACGAUUACGAAAGCCUAGCCUUUCACUAUACGGCAAUAAAAAAAUGCAUAUAAAUACAUCUUGAUGCACAAAUAAAAGAAAAGAAAAGAAAAGGAACUAGGGAUGCACCAAAUUCAACUCCAAAUCCAAUUCUUUGUUUGGAUUUGACUAGAUUUUCAUUUGGGUUUGACUGCAUUUGGAUUUGGUGCAUGCCUGAAAGGAACCAUUGAGGCCCGAAGGACCACUUCAGAGGUUCAGAAAAAAACAACAAAAUUCUACCAAUAAAGAAAACCAGAAAACCUUUCUGAGCCCCAAAAGGCCUCAAACAAUCGAAAAGCCAUCCUGAGUCGUAACGGGACUUCAACUUGGAAAGAAUCUUCCUCGGGGCUUGUAAGCUAUCCAGAGGAGAAAAGCCUCAAUCUCCUAUUUCAUC
Molecule: messenger RNA, 2130 nt
Organism: Rotaria sp. Silwood1
Lineage: Eukaryota; Metazoa; Rotifera; Eurotatoria; Philodinida; Philodinidae
Source: the annotation of a GenBank genome assembly